Vanrija pseudolonga is the source of this 2731-nucleotide messenger RNA. RefSeq names its product Dehydrogenase xptC. Lineage: Eukaryota; Fungi; Basidiomycota; Tremellomycetes; Trichosporonales; Trichosporonaceae. Bases 271 to 2637 code for a protein of 788 amino acids. The transcript is spliced from 7 exons. The record is from RefSeq and is a predicted model, not a curated record. Gene Ontology annotation, molecular function: oxidoreductase activity, acting on CH-OH group of donors; flavin adenine dinucleotide binding.
CGGAGCCACCCGCACGCGUUUGCUUGCGAGAGUGUCCGACUUGCUCUGUCUACACACACACACCCUCACCCUCGCUCGGCCCACGGAGCCCACGCAAUGACAGGGAGCGAGCGCGCACCGUCCGCCCAGGGAGCGUCAAGUCUUGGCCGUGCGGAUUGUUUCUGCGAGCACUGCGAGCAGCAGCAAGUAGAUUAAUAGAGGGGCAGGUAGCUGCAGCCUGCUGCCCCCGAUAGAACUCAUCCCCAACCAACUCUCUUCCCACCCACCACCAUGAGUCGCGCGCUCACACUCGCGCUGUAUGCGCUCCUGGCGCUCAACCUCGUCGCCGCGCUCACGAUCCGGAAUCCGAGCGAGGCGUACAACCCCAACCACCCCAACGUGCGCAUGUUCAAGCGUGCGCUCACGACCAACCCGGCCGACGUCGCGGGCAAGAGCUACGACUUUAUCAUUGCCGGCGGCGGUCUUGCCGGCCUCACGCUCGCCGGCCGCCUGGCUGAGUGGAGCAACUUUACCGUGCUCGUCAUCGAGGCUGGUGGCGACGGCUCGGACGUGCAGAUCCAAGAGACGGUCCCAGGCUUCGCGUACAUGAAGGGCCUGUCGGCCGGCCCCUACGGCUGGGGCUACAAGACUGUCAACAUGACCGACUCGCUCAACAUGGCCAAAAACUACCCGCUCGGCAAGGGCCUCGGCGGCUCGGGCGCGAUCAACGGCAUGUUCUGGUGCCGUGGCUCUAGUGACGACUAUGACGCCUGGGGAGCACUCAACCCCGGCGGCGCGGUCGCCUGGAACUGGGCCGAGAUGCAAAAGUACAUCAACAAGGCGGAGAACGUCCAGAUGCCACCCCAGGCCCAGGCGGACCAGUUCCACAUCAUCCUCGACCCCAAGUCGCACGGCACGGGCGGACCCCUUCAGAUCGGCUUCUCAAAAUACAUCUACCCCAUCGUCGCCAACUGGGUGCCGUCGUGGCAGAGCCUCGGGUUCACCAACAAGGAUCUCGCGUCGGGCAAUGUGCACGGCGUGACCAUCACCCCGUCGACGAUGGACGCGGCCAAGGGCGCGCGCUCCGACUCGCGCACAGCCUACAUUGACCCCAAGGCCGCGUUCCCCAACCUCACCGUGCUCUCGCGCCAGCAGGUCACCAAGAUCAUGUUCAACAACACGAUGGGCGGCAACCUUACCGCCAACGGCGUGCAGUUCCAGGCGGACGCCGCGAGCACGCAGUACUCGGUGUUUGCGAACAAGGAGGUCAUUGUCUCCGGCGGCGCCAUCAACUCGCCCAAGCUCCUCCAGCUGUCGGGCAUUGGCCCCAGCUCGGUCCUCCAGCCGCUCGGGCUGCCCGUGCUCGCCGACCUUCCCGUCGGACAGGGCUUCCACGACCACGUCUCAUUCGGCAUGUACUUCUCGAUCCAGGCGGGCCUCGAGACGUGGUUCAACCUGGCCAUGAACGUGAGCGGCGCGCAGGACGCCGCGCUCGCCCAGUGGCAGGCGACGGCCGACGGCCCGCUCACGUACGUCAACGAGGCGAUCGGCUACAUCAACGCCGCCGACAUUGGCUUCACCGCUGCGCCUGACGCCGCUGGCACGGCUGCCGCCGUGUCGAGCAAGUACGGCUUCCCGGCCGCCCUCCAGAAGGGUAUUCAGGCGCAGUACGGUAUCCAGAACACGCAGCUCCCGACCGACGCGGGCCAGUUCGAGAUCAUCAUGCACCUCUGGGGCAAGGACGCGUCGAGCAUCGCGAUCCAAAUCGCGCUGCAGCACCCGUACUCGCGCGGCCAUGUCGCCCUCGCGUCCGCGUCGCCGUUCGACCCGCCCCUCAUCGACCCCGACUACUUUGGCGUCGACGCCGACACCCAGAUGAUGUCUGCUGCUGUCGCGUGGGUGCGCAAGCUCGCCGCCCAGGGCCCGCUCGGUGCAAUCAUCACCGGCGAGCAGUCGCCCGGUGCCAACGUCACGGGCGAGGACCUGGUCAAUGCCUUCAAGGCCGCGUCCGGCACCGAGUUCCACCCGCUCGCCACGGCCGCCAUGCUGCCCAAGGACUCGGGCGGUGUCGUCGACACCACGCUCACCGUGUACGGCACGCAGAACGUCCGUGUCGUCGACGCGUCCAUCAUGCCUCUGCAUGUCGCUGCGCAUCUCAUGGCGUCGACUUACGGCGUUGCUGAGAAGGCCGCGGACAUCAUCAAGGCCAAGUACGCCUACCACCCGCCGACUUCCUCCUCGGCUGCGCCGACGAGCCACGGCACCACAGUCGCCGAACCCUCGUCCGCACCGACCGACACUACGGCGGGUAGCUCGGCGUCCUCGUCGAGCCUGAGCACCGGCGCCAAGAUCGGUAUCGGAGUCGGAGCUGGUAUCGGCGCCGUCCUCCUUCUCGGUGCUAUCCUCAUGUUCUGCGUCAACCGCAACAAGAAGGCCAACCAACCCAACAAGAACGGAUGGUACACCAACCAGCCGGCGGCGACGGGCUACGGCCAGGACGCAUACGCCAUGCAGAACGUUCCCGGCAGCGGAGGCGGACAAGGAGGAGGACAGCAACAGCGGGGCUUUGACUCGCCGCACCGCCCCUUUGACCGCCCGCUGUCGGCUGCGGGGAGUGUAGACACGAUGGCUACCGGCGACCUGCCGCGCGGGGGCUAGUACAGGGACAGUUAUGAUGCGCCGGGUCAGCGCAGGCAUUAGCAGUAGUAGUAGUUGAUAUAUAGUGGACAUUUGCAUGUAUAUGUGGCUCGUA